Messenger RNA from Suillus discolor, 1118 nucleotides. Its product is annotated as apolipo protein O-domain-containing protein. Gene Ontology annotation, biological process: cristae formation. NCBI's taxonomy places the organism in Eukaryota, Fungi, Basidiomycota, Agaricomycetes, Boletales, Suillaceae. Bases 404 to 1009 code for a protein of 201 amino acids. The transcript has 5 exons. Gene Ontology annotation, cellular component: MICOS complex; mitochondrial crista junction. The record is from RefSeq and is a predicted model, not a curated record.
AAGGAUGGAGGUGUGAUGGACUGUACGAAGGCGGCCUGGGCGCUGAACCGUGCUACGCACGCCACGAAGAUGAAAGUUCCGUUGGAGCAGAAGAUGGGUUUCGUUCAUAUUGGUGUGUAGUUCUAUGUACGUCGUAUUGCUAUCGCCUGGUACACAUUUACAAGUUGUUGAUCUGCGAUGGCUCGUCCAUCGAACAUACCGUGACGAUUUAGUACUACGAGCACCAUUCAUGAAGCAGAUAGACUCAUGAUAACUAACGUGACGUACUAUGGGGACGAUCCAAGAUUUUGGAGGUGUUUUCAUUGUAAUGUGCUGGUCGAAAAGACAGCUCUCCAUAUACCCUACACCCAUACCCGAACUCAUUCUACUCGACACCCCGUCAGCAUGAGAGAAGCGAAUCGGAAUGGUGUGGUGGGGGAUCACGGGUUAUUAUACCGGCGUCCACUCCAAAGCGCAAGGUAUCAUAGACCGGUGGAUCUCUGUUGAAGAGAAGGUGGAAACUCGCAUAAAAUCCUUCCGUGAUCCUACAGAGCCCUUAAAUCCCGGACUGCUCUAUACCGGAAUUUCUGCCCUAACGAUGUCGGUCCUCACUCGCUCGCGCGGACUCCCUACACGUAUCCUUCUCCCCCCCACAGCCCUAAUCGGCGCAUUCGCAUAUUUCCUUCCCGGUACCGCUUCUCGGGUCGGUGCGUAUGGCAGGGAGCUCGAAGAUCGGUAUGUUCCUCGCUUUGGAGAAAUUAGAAGAACCUCUAUUGCACACAGCGGCAUAGCCUGGGAGCGCGCAAAAGAAAGUGCUGCUGUUGGACGAGACUCGGUUAAUAAAGGUGUGAAGAGUAUUGUGGAGAGCAUUGAACAAGGGACGGGGCUUAACCUAAAAGCUAUGGGAUGGGCACAGGAAGUGAAGAAGGAGGCGCAGAGUGUUGUUGAUGUGAUUCAAAAGGAUACCAAGGAGGUCAUCGAAAGCAAGAGCCCGAGUAGCGACUCAGAAGACUCCAAGCGAUUGGUAUAGAGUGCGAGUGUCGUAUCACUUAGAGACUAUAACGUUCUGUGACGCUGAGAUAUCAUAUGUGAUGCUCCCAUCUUCAAAAAGUGUUAUGAGAUGACCAACGGGACCAAGU